This is a messenger RNA of Panicum hallii, 1805 nucleotides long. RefSeq names its product DNA-binding protein EMBP-1-like. Gene Ontology annotation, biological process: regulation of DNA-templated transcription. Bases 214 to 1377 code for a protein of 387 amino acids. Gene Ontology annotation, molecular function: sequence-specific DNA binding; DNA-binding transcription factor activity. NCBI's taxonomy places the organism in Eukaryota, Viridiplantae, Streptophyta, Magnoliopsida, Poales, Poaceae. Gene Ontology annotation, cellular component: nucleus. The record is from RefSeq and is a predicted model, not a curated record. The transcript has 9 exons.
CGGCCUUUUUGGUCGCUCCGCCCUCCCACGCUGCGGGCUGCUGCCGCUUCCGCUUCCGCGCACCGCCCCCCCGGUAGCCUCACCGCCGGCGACGAGCAGGCGCCCCCCGCCCCCACAGGCCCCAACCGCCACCGCCGUUUUUUUUUUCUCUCCCCGCCCCACCCUCCGCGCUCCGGAGCCGCGGAGAUCCCCAGAUCUCGACCGCGGGAGCUCAUGGCGUCGUCCUCCGACGAGCAGCCCAAGCCGCCGGAGCCGCCCGCCGCGGCAGCGGGCGCCGUGGUCGCCACCGCGGCGCCGCCGCAGUCGCACGCCGAGUGGGCCGCCUCGCUGCAGGCGUACUACGCCGCCGCGGGGCACCCCUACGCCUGGCCCGCGCAGCACCUCAUGGCGGCGGCGGCGGCGGGGGCGCCCUUCGGCACGCCGGUGCCGUUCCCCGUGUACCACCCGGGCGCCGCCGCGGCGUACUACGCGCACGCCUCUAUGGCCGCGGGCGUUCCUUACCCGACCGCCGAAGCUGCAGCCGCAGCAGCAGCGGCGGCGGCGGCGGCCACCGCGGCGGAAGGGAAAGGCAAGGGGAAGGGCGGGGGCGCGUCGCCUGAGAAGGGCAGCUCCGGGGCGCCCUCCGGCGAGGACGCCUCCAGGAGCGGCGACAGCGGCAGCGAGGAGUCGUCAGGGACGAGAGACGAUGACACUGACCAUAGGGAUUCCUCUGCGUCCAAAAAGAGGAAAUCUGGCAACACGUCGGCUGAAGGCGAGCCGUCUCAAGCUGCUGUUGUGCGCUAUGCUGCCGUUGAGUCGCCAUAUCCAGCAGCGAAGGGGAGGUCUGCCUCAAAGCUUCCAGUGUCUGCGCCUGGGCGGGCGGCGCUUCCUAAUGCCACCCCGAAUCUGAACAUUGGGAUGGACCUUUGGAGCGCUUCUCCAGCCUUGGCCGUUCCUGCAGUGCAGGGGGAAGCGAAUCCUGGGUUGGCGCUUGCCCGGCGUGAUAGUGUUACUCAACUGGAUGAACGAGAAUUGAAGAGGGAGAGGCGAAAACAAUCUAACAGGGAGUCUGCAAGGAGAUCAAGGUUACGCAAGCAGCAAGAGUGUGAGGAAUUAGCCAGGAAGGUAGCUGACCUAACAACUGAGAACAGUGCUCUCAGAGCAGAACUUGACAAUCUUAAAAAGGCCUGCCAAGACAUGGAAGCAGAGAAUUCACGUCUACUGGGUGGAGUGGCGCACUCCCAGGGACCAAGCGUCACAACCACAUUGGGAAUGAGCAUCGAUCCGCCAAAGGUGCAGCAUCAUGAUGAUGAGGGCCAGCUUCACAAGAACACUAGUAAUAACAGCAAUGGGAACUACGCGGGCACCAGCCACAAACCGGAGGCUAACACUAGGUGAGAGACAGGAGUGAUGAGGAAGUGACAAAGAUGAGAUGAGGUGUUUCUUAUCUAACCACAACACCCAUCAUCAAUCGGUGUGUUUUUUUCUUAGCAAAGCUGUUGUUUUAGCCCUCACAGCCCGCUGGGGCCAUGUAGAGUCGCCCCACUGCAGCCAUGUAUUAUUUAUGGCUCGUCGCGGUGUGCAUUUGUGUUUUCGUGUGUUGUGUAAACCUAUUGAUGUAGCUAUUGUAACAAAACCUAGAGAGCCUAGAGGUUUUUAUGUUUGCUAACUCCUGAUGAGGGAUGUAACCGGCCAAUUUGGUGCCUGAUCGAUGGUUAGAUGAAAUGCGAGCAAAUAUCAUUUGAUAGCCUGCCUCGCCUUGUUUGGAUGGUUGCACUUUUGUGGGAGAUAUUUUUUAUACGGGUUAAUGAAAGUUUGAUGGUUUA